Molecule: messenger RNA, 1429 nt
Organism: Pecten maximus
Lineage: Eukaryota; Metazoa; Mollusca; Bivalvia; Pectinida; Pectinidae
Exons: 3
Coding region: 91-876 (261 amino acids)
Source: RefSeq, a predicted model, not a curated record
AUAAUAAAAAUAUUUUUCACACAUCUUGAAAUUAUCCUUUGGAUUAUUGAAGCAAUUUCAUUGAAAUUUCUAAGAAAUUUCAGUGUCACAAUGGGAUAUUUUCAGGAAAUCAGCAAUACUAAUGACUUACAGCAGUUAGACAUGCCAGCAUUACAACGUCCAAAAAGGAGAAGAAACACGAAAAAGAACCAAAGAAAAAAUCACAGCAGUGAUAACAUACAGGAGCUCGAGGAUAUCACAACUUCUUUCACGCAUAUGGAGGAGAGUCAUCCGAUGAUGUCUUCCAUCCUUGACGAGGACAUUUACACAUGCCCAAUUUGUGGAAAAAGAGGGAUGACAGAUGACGAGGACAACGGCAUUCUGUGGGUUGGCUGUGACAACCAAGCAUGCAGUCUUUGGUUCCACAGGGACUGUCUUCCAAGUGUAGACCAUGCAGAGGUUGAUUUGAGUCUUUUGGUUGGCAGUGAAUGGUUUUGUUAUAUUUGUAAAAAGACAUCUGUACUGUUGUCUGCUAAUGAGUCGGUGUCACCUAAUCAGUCUACAUCCUCCUGCAAGUCUGUGUCACCUCAUCAGACACCUCAUCUGACAUCAGCGUCCUGUGAGUCUGUGUUAUCUAUUCAUCAUGAUCAGGCUGUCCUGAGUGCAUCUCAAUCCCUUAUACCUCUGAUAUGUCAAGUGUGCAUGUGCCAUGAGUCCGAGACAAGUUUUGAGGACAGGUCACUCUUUUGGGCCUCUUGUGAGGAAAGUCAAUGCCUUAGAAGCUACCACCAGAUGUGCUUGCCGCCAAAUGUUUAUAGAUCCUAUGAAAUGUCAAGGGUAUCAGCGUCAAAGUGGAUAUGUGGUCAUUGCCCUACAUUCCGAUACGAUACACAGUAGACAUCUACACAAUUUCAAACCUUUAAAUCUAAAUGUUUUUAUUAUGAUGACACAACAAUUGAUUUGUCAUGUCUAUUACUGCCCACUUUUUAACAGUUACAUUGUAAAAUAAAACUGAUGUACAAAAAUAUAAAUUGAUUUGUAAAAUUGUAUGAUAAAAUGCUAUGAUAAUCAUUAUGUACAGAUGAAGUUGUAUGAUAGUUAUUGUUCAAGUAAUAACCGUUUUUGUGAGUGUAAUUAUGUAAAUAUUGAUGUCAAAUAAUUUCCGAAAUGUUUCAAAUUUGUUUGAACUGAAAAUGAUUAAUGUCUCAAAAACACUGGUCAUAAUUAAACCAUGUUUCAUCAAUCUGAUUUAGUUCAGUUUAAUGUUGUUUUGAGUGAAUAUCUGCAAAAUGUCUACCUGAAAACUUCAAUGAGAAAAUCGUUGAAGGCCUAUAACUCUACUACAGUACUACCAGACCAUGCGUUACCAUGUGGUUCAUGACACGUAACUUCAUUUCAAAUGUUUACAGUGAAAUCAAUGUGUAUAAAGUAACAAAUAGUACCAAAAGUA